Molecule: messenger RNA, 5539 nt
Organism: Zonotrichia albicollis (white-throated sparrow)
Lineage: Eukaryota; Metazoa; Chordata; Aves; Passeriformes; Passerellidae
Gene: TSPAN4
Product: tetraspanin 4
Cellular component (GO): plasma membrane
Source: RefSeq, a predicted model, not a curated record
CCGCCGCGGGAGCGGGAUGCGGGAAUGCGCCCAGUGAGUCCGGCGGCGCGGGGCGCAGCGAUGCGGCCGGCGGGAAAGCGCCUCGGCAGCGGCUCGCCUGUCGGAUAAUCCUGCCCCUGCCUGCCGGCCGCGGGUCUCGGGCAGCGGCACUCUCUUGUCUGUGUGUGGCAUGCGGAGCCGGGGUUUUGUACGGCAUUUGCGAGCCGAGCGAGGUCACGGUUCCUUUUUUUAAAAUUCUUUGCUCUGGGUACAGUAGAUCUCUGUCUGAUUUUUCCUUCCCUGAUAGCGGGGUGGCCCGGGAGGGAAGAUCGUGACAGUGACGGGAAUGUUUACUUGUGCAGAAGUCUUUCUCAUGUGGAAGCACGCUGCUCCCUAACUUCUGGCUAAGCAGACUUCAGUUCACCAACUUUGCUGCCGCACAGCACGCGUAACUCCUUGGCAGGAUGGCAGAGGAAAGAACAGCUGGUGCAAAGCAAUAGGGGAUUCUUAGCGAGGAGAAGGAAGGAAGGAAUAUCACCAACCUUUCACCCACGGCUGUCAGAGCAGCAGGAACGGGACAGCUGAAGCCACCAUGCGCAGGUCCAGCACCGAUGAGUCCACCUAUCACAGGAGCCCUUCCCUGGACAGCAAGGAUUACAGUUUCCCAAAUGGCGCCUUCCGUCGAUACAGCAGCAUGUAUGGUGGCCAGUUUGGGGCUGCCAGCAACUCUUUUUUUGGAUUUCAUACCAACCCUGGCCCGAAGGCCACCAAGGCUAAGUACACGACCCCCAAGGGAAACAAGUACGUUGUCUUUUACCUGGAUCUCUCAUUUAUUUUUCUCCUAGAACUGAAGAGGUGCAGCAUGGCUCACAACUGCCUGCAGUGUAUCAAGUACCUAAUGUUUGUUUUCAACCUUCUCUUCUGGUUGGGAGGCUGUGGAAUCCUUGGUGUAGGCAUCUGGCUGGCUGUCACCCAAGGGAACUUUGCCACCCUCUCCUCUUCUUUCCCGUCCCUGUCAGCUGCCAACCUGCUGAUCGUCACAGGGACGUUUGUCAUGAUCAUUGGCUUCGUGGGCUGCAUAGGUGCCAUCAAAGAAAACAAGUGCCUCCUGCUGAGUUUUUUUAUCAUGCUGUUAAUUAUAUUUCUGUUGGAGCUCACUGUUGUGAUUCUGUUCUUCGUCUACACCGACAAGAUUGACAAGUAUGCUCAGCGGGAUCUGAAGAAAGGACUUCACUUGUAUGGGACAGAUGGAAAUAUUGGCCUCACUAACGCAUGGAGCAUCAUUCAAACAGAUUUCAGAUGCUGUGGAGUCUCCAACUACACGGACUGGUUCGAAGUGUACAACACAACCCGGGUGCCAGACUCCUGCUGCUUAGAAUUCAGUGAGAACUGUGGGCUCCAUUCCCCAGGGACCUGGUGGAAAGCGCCUUGCUAUGAAACUGUGAAAGUAUGGCUCCAGGAAAACUUACUGGCAGUGGGAAUCUUUGGAUUGUGCACAGCUAUGGUGCAGAUUCUCGGACUCACCUUUGCAAUGACCAUGUAUUGUCAGGUAGUCAAGGCAGACACCUACUGUGCAUAGAUACCAUUCCCAAUCUUUCUGCUUCUCCUCCAAAGGACACAGGAGAAAUCUCCUUCAUGCUCAUUCAUCUGACCUUUCCCCACCCCCCUUUGUACUAUAAACUGUGUAUAAUGCUAUCUUUCUGAAGAUUUUGUGAAUCACCCCACUUUACUGAAGGAGGAAGAAAAGAAAAAGUCAGUACUUGAAGUGGCACAGGUAAGAAGCAGCCUUGUCUUUCAGCAGAGGAAAACCAAAAAAGCAAUGGUUCCUUUUCCAUGGCCUGUGGCAAGGCAAGAGAGGCUGCUUGCAAGGGGCUGACUGCAAACCCAUGGUAAGAAAAGAUGGCACUGAGGCAACCUCUGCAAAAACUGCCAGGCUGCCUUCCUGCAUUUCCCAGUCUGGAAGAGAGGAUGUAGAAAACAAAUGUUCUUCAGCAAGAAGGUACAGAGUAGCUAGGACUGAAUGCAAUUGUAAUUUUACUACAGUUUGCACACAGCUAAAAUGUCAAGAUCAAGCAGCCCUGCCUCCAAGUGUCUCAAGAUGAUUUUGUAACCAGGAGAGGAUCAUCUUCAGAAGUCCAUUGUUUUAAAGGAGUAUUUUUAAUCUUCUGUGCCGCAGAGUCAGGCUUUUAAUCAGAAUCUGUACAGUGAGAUCCUGGCUGUUAAUGGAAAACAAUAUUGGACAUUGCCUCACUUCCUAAUUGCCAGUGGCAUAUAGAUGGUUGACUGCAUAUGUUAUAUAUAUUACAUUCGUAAACACAUACUUUUCUGAAAGGAGGUGAAAAUACCCAGCAUCUAACCUCAGAAAGAGGAAACCUUUCUAUCCUAUUUUACAUUCCAACUGAAAUAACCAAGUAUUAUUUCUUGUACAAGGCACUAUCACUUAUACCUCUGGGAAACAAGUAAUUACUUUCAGCUGUAUCUUCAUUUCAGUAAACAACUUGUGAGUGGGCUCUCUCUGUCAGUCUACUAUGGUUUUAUUUAUCAUCCCUGUUUCAAGUAAGUCUGCCAAAAAAUAUCACUCAUUUCCAUGCUUGAAGAUGUGUACAAAGCUGUCAGCUGUUCUUUCCCUGAAUGUCACCAUUUCAUUAAUUUACUUUGGGAUAACAUCAUCUGCAGGUAUGAUAGAGUUUGCCUUGCUGAGGAAAAAUCUUUUGCACAUUGCUCAUUUUUCUGAGAGUUAUUAAGAUUUCAGAUGCUUUUAUGCUUACCUUUUUUUUUCCUCCCAGCUGCACACUGACAACAGCCAAGACACAUCAGUCUCUGUUAGAACUGGAGUCACUUCUCAGUGCUCUUUUUCAGAUGCAUUUUUCUUCACCUAGCUGCUGGUUAGAAUAUAAUCCACGCUUUCUAGAAUAUCAUGGAAUCACAGAAAUAUGCAGAAAUCAAAACCAUUACUUUCUUUAACUGGGGAACAGCCACUCAUUAAUAACUGAAGUAAUUGAUGUAGUACCCUCCUAUGCACAUCUUCUGGUGAUGAGGUUAAAAAUCAGAUGUGUCCUAUAGUUCAAACAAAUAAUUCCCUGCCAGCAAACAGCUCCAGGUAGUGCAUAUGUGCCAGGGAGAAGCUGAAGCACCCCAGGGAAAGGGCACAGCAGGGAACAGGCAAACAGAGCAAUGCAGAUGGCCCUCUCCCUUCAGCCAGCAUUUGUGCAGCUCUCUGCCACUGUCACUUAGAGCAGAGAGAUGACCAUGGAGCUGUUUUCCCAAGAAGCUGAGUGCAGCCAUUCCUGCAGACUGGAAGCAUGCAGCAAGUUCACAGGGAAAGUUACCUUGCUUACAACAGCAGGUCUCAGCUCUGAGUGACAUUUUGCAUGCUUUGAUUUAAAGACAAUUCCCAGCACAAAACUGCACUUGCCAACCCACAGUCUAUUGAACAAUCUCCUUUACACCCAUAACUAACCCUUUUCUGGACCUGCAUUAUUUGACAGAUUCACUCUCACUCAUCAGAUUUGGGAGAUUUUUUUGUCUCUGCUGAUUUCCUGCAGUCUUCUCACUCUCAGGCAUGAGCUACUCCAUAUUUUCUGGGAAAUUGCUUAGGACAGUCUGGUGUUUAAAAGAGCAAUUAUUUUCCAAAAUUUUACCCCCAUGGGGCAUUUAGCUGUGCAGGCUAAGGUAAAAGUAAUGUAAUAAUUCUGUGCAUUUUUUGUGGCUUCCCCAUCACUAUCACAGCAACCUCCCCAGCACUAAAGGAUUUUACUGUCAUGCAAACAAGCCCCAACAUACCCAAGCUGAGCAAGCAGCCCACACACAGGUGCCCUGUGCCCCAAAGCAAGAGGCUCACUGGUGUUGCAGUCACCACAGUCUCCCUGCUUUCUGCUUCUUGAGCCCAGGCUGACCUGCACACUGUCCUGCUCUCCAAAAGAUGGUGUAAGUUUGUUCCUUCCCUCUCUCUACUCUGUUCUUUUCUUAACCUGCACAGAUAAAAUUCCAGGUUAGCUGUGCCAUUAGUUCUUGCCUUGGUUUAUAGUUUGUACACAGAGGUGCUUCUGCUGACAACUCAGAGUUUCUGCCACUGAAAAGCAGCAUGACACAGUGAUGAAUACAUUCAUAAAACAUUGAUUUUUUUUUUGAGACAAAUAAAAGGUAGACAAGUCUAUUUGUAGUGAUCCCUGCCAUUAAAAAUUAACACAGAGGCAGCAGGCUGAUGAUGGUUCAGCUGAUGGGAGCAAACCAUUGUGCAGAACUCCCACAGAGAGCAACUCUUAUCAAUUUGCUUGAUGGUGGUGUAGAGAAAAGAGAGAUCACAGACCUUUCUCCUGUGAAUCUCACAGUAAUAUGUGCUGAGCUCUUAGAGAAUGCCUCUAGACUUCAGCUAAAGCUUCAGUGGAAACAAAAUAUGAGAAGCAGACUGGAGACAAGUCACAUUUUGUGGUUUCCUCUAAUAAUUUUCCACAGUUUAGGUGUCUUUACAAGAUAAACUUUUUUGGUUUUAAAAAACAAGUACCUAAAGGGAGUAUAAGCAACCCUCACUUUGUAAAUCCCAGUCACUACAACAAAAACAUACAGUUAGGGGAAAAAACAAAACAGAACAGAAAAACACAAACAAAACAAAAACCCGCAGAUCACAUAUUGCUGCUAAUAAUUAUUUUUAAAAUAUUCCUCUUCCUCUACCAACUGUGAUGCUACUGCAACUUGUUCAUAAUUGGAACUGGACUAUUUUGUAUAUUUAAUGUUAUUAACUUUCUCCACACAGACCAAACAGCUGUUAGAGUGCUUACAGCAUUACGAGCACAAUCCAAUUUUAUACCUCUGAACAUACUGCAUAUAACAAGCCUCAGACUUACCAUAUUUUCUUAAGAUCACUGCAUCCUUUCUCUGCUGACAAGGUCAGAAGAUUUUGUGAUGUGUAACAGCAACAAUCUUUCAAAAAAAAAAACCAAAAAGCCAAAAAAAGACAGUUCCAUUUUACACAUUAAACUGGUUGAUUAUAUAUAAGUAACCUGUAGUACAUAAUAUCCAUUUGAAAGGCUGCUGAUAUUGAAUGCAGGCAGAGCAACACAGAAGUCAUUCCAAUUGCUUCUAUUAGUGUCUUGUCACUUUUAGUAAAGCCUUUUAUAUUAUUGUGACUUCUUAUCUUUAAACAUGAAGGAGGACUCAAUACAUUUAAAUUAAAGACAGAACCAAAGGCAAUAAAGGAACACUCCUAAUUUAUUCUCAUGGCUGUUUCUGCUUAAUAACAAGAUAUGAAGGCACAGGGCAUAUGACUAAACCUACUGAAUUCAGCAGCAUCAGGAUUUAGCUUUUUAGAUUCAGUCUAAAUGUACUUUUGGCUUUUCAUUUUCACAAUUAUUAAAAAACCCACCCAAACCCAUAUUUAAUGGAAUAUGGUUUAUUUUCCUGUACUGUCACUAGCAGCCAAAUCUUGUUACUUGUACAACAGAAUUACUUAGCUCCUCAUCAUACAGUGCACACUCACUGAAAUACACUUCAGUUUCUGUUCUGUGAAUAGUUCUUUGGUCUCCCCCCUCAAAAUAAACAAACUCCUAAAAGUUUAUUCUAU